AUGCUGGAAGUGAGCGAAAAUCAAAUUGUUGCUAUAGGUCGUGUUUUAAACGACAAGAAUCGACCAUUGAAAGAAAGAUUUCGUGCAUUAUUUACUUUAAAAAAUAUUGGUGGUUCUAAAGCUAUUGAACAAAUUCGCAAAUGUUUCAAAGAUGAAUCAGCUUUACUAAAACACGAACUUGCAUAUUGCCUUGGUCAGAUGCAAGAUCCUUAUGCUAUACCCAUUUUAAUAGAGGUAUUAAAAGAUGUUACACAAGAGCCAAUGGUUCGCCACGAAGCAGGUGAAGCUUUAGGUGCAAUUGGUGAAACUAGUGUAAUACCAAUAUUAGAAGACUACAGUAAAGAUUGCGUACCAGAAGUAGCAGAGACCUGUCAGUUAGCAUUAUGUCGAUUGCGAUGGUUAAAAUCAAAUUAUACUCCAGUAAAUUUAGAAAAAAGUCCUUAUAUGUCAGUAGACCCAGCACCACCAGCUGAAAUAUCUGAUGUUGAUAAGUUAAGGGAUAUCCUCUUAAACGAAACCAUUCCUUUAUUUGAAAGAUAUCGAACUAUGUUUUCCUUAAGAAAUAUACGUACACAAAAAAGUAUCCUUGCGCUUAGCGAAGGUUUAAAAGCAGGCAGUGCCUUAUUUAGACACGAAAUAGCUUUUGUUCUUGGACAAUUACAGGAAGAAAUUUCUGUACCAUACCUGAAAGCUACUUUAGAGGACACAGAAGAAAAUGAAAUGGUACGACACGAGUGUGCAGAAGCAUUGGGUUCCAUUGCAACUCCAGAUUGUUUCAGUAUAUUGAAUAAAUAUCUGAAUGAUAAUAAAAGAGUUGUACGAGAAAGUUGCAUAAUUGCAUUAGAUAUGUGCGAGUAUGAAAAUAGUUCAGAGUUUCAAUAUGCAGACACGUUAGGAAGAGUUACUGCUUGAAAUUGUAUUUCUAUGUAUUUGUAAAUAAACCAGCAUUCUAUACGAUAAA
Molecule: messenger RNA, 961 nt
Organism: Hylaeus anthracinus
Lineage: Eukaryota; Metazoa; Arthropoda; Insecta; Hymenoptera; Colletidae
Gene: nero
Product: deoxyhypusine hydroxylase
Exons: 3
Coding region: 1-912 (303 amino acids)
Biological process (GO): peptidyl-hypusine biosynthetic process
Molecular function (GO): deoxyhypusine monooxygenase activity
Source: RefSeq, a predicted model, not a curated record